AUGGAUCCGAGCAAUAUCCCAUCCUCGUCUCACUCGCUUGAUAAUGCGAGCGAAAACCAUGAUACACUCAUACCGGUAUUCUCUCAGGCCUUACAUCGAUCUUUGAAACCGAUUGAUGACGAUGGCUUGCGCCCGCGCUCGCAGUCGAUCGCAUCUACCGAGGGUUCCAUGGCCCAUUCCAUGACUCUGCCGGACGUAUAUUCAGCUCAGACUUCUAAGUUUUAUUGUGACGACGUGUCGCUGUUAGAAGCGGUGACGCUAGAUUCUCAUGAUGACACUGGUUUUCAUGUUGACGAAUGCCCUUUCGCCUUCUCACCUGGACAGCUCAACAAAAUGCAAAAUCCCAAGUCACUUGCAGCAUUCUUUGUUGUUGGUGGGUUGGAAGGGCUAAGAAAAGGUCUGCGAACGGACCUCGAUGCAGGUCUAUCCGUCGAUGAGGGACGAUUAGAUGGUUUUGUAGAUCUCCAGCAAGCAAUUUCACACAUGUAUGACGGGCCAACCAGUCUGAUUGAAUCGAAAUUGGAUGCCAGCUCGACUGGUGCAGUGGCUGCAACAAACAACAAUCGUUCAAACUUCGAGGACCGCAUCCGCUUUUUUUCUGAGAACAAAUUACCAGCCCGAAAGUCAAUUGGGUUCUUCAAGCUGUUUUGGAUCGCAUAUAACGACAAAAUCAUUAUUCUAUUGACCAUUGCUGCGGUCAUCUCAUUAUCUUUAGGGAUAUACGAAUCGGUAGAUGGCGGCACGGGUGUGGAGUGGGUGGAAGGGGUUGCUAUUUGCGUGGCAAUUCUGAUUGUCACCGUCGUCACAGCUGCGAAUGACUGGCAAAAGGAGAAACAGUUUGCAAAACUCAAUAAACGAAACAAUGACCGCGAUGUCAAAGCUAUUCGCUCAGGAAAGUCGGUAAUGGUAUCUAUAUAUGAUAUCAUGGUGGGCGACGUCCUCCAUCUUGAGCCUGGUGACUCUAUUCCAGGCGACGGGAUCUUGAUAUCGGGUUAUGGUGUGAAAUGCGACGAAUCGUCAGUGACCGGUGAAUCGGACCAAAUAAAGAAGACUAAUGGCCAUGAGGUGUGGCGGUACAUCACUGAAGGCCGCGCCAAUAAAACGCUUGAUCCAUUUAUGGUUUCUGGCAGCAAGGUGCUAGAAGGUGUGGGGACCUAUCUCGUGACCGGUGUUGGGCCGUUUUCCACGUACGGUCGACUCAUGCUAUCGCUACAAGUCUCUAACGAUCCAACACCGCUCCAGGUAAAACUGGGUCAUCUUGCAAAUUGGAUCGGUGCCGCUAUCAUUCUCUUCCUCGUCCUGUUGUUUCAGUUCAUCGCCGAUCUUCCCAACCACCCUAAUCAGAGCUCUACUGUUAAGGGUCAGCACUUUGUGGACAUUUUAAUCGUGGCGGUCACUGUAAUUGUUGUCGCAGUCCCAGAGGGCCUUCCCCUCGCCGUAACACUUGCUUUGGCAUUCGCCACGACUCGCAUGGUCAAGGAGAAUAAUCUGGUUCGCGUUUUGCGAGCCUGCGAAACAAUGGGAAAUGCUACGGUCAUAUGCUCGGAUAAGACAGGAACCUUGACCCAAAACAAGAUGACAGUUGUCGCUGGCGUGUGGGGUUUAGAUUACAGCUUCAGCAGAAUGUCGGAGGAUGAUGCCAACUCGGUGAAUAUCGCAUCAGCUUUUCAGAAAAUUACCGAUCCGGUGCGAGAUCUUACACUAAAGAGUGUUGCGUUGAAUUCUACCGCCUUUAAGGAAGGAAGGGGUGGGCAACAAGAGUUCAUUGGGAGCAAGACUGAAGUUGCCCUUCUCCAGUUGGCCUAUGAUUAUUUGGGUAUGGACCUUACACAAGAGCGAGAUUCCGCCAAGACUACUACCGUUCAACUUUUCCCAUUCGACUCCACGCGAAAAUGCAUGGGUCUCGUUUACCGGCUUCCUGGAGGAGAGUACCGGUUCCUUGUAAAGGGAGCCCCUGAGCUAAUGAUAGCUGCGUGCUCUACGCGAAUUGCAAAAAUAGCUUCUGCUAGCAAGGGACUCCAAACGGAACCUCUCUCCGACGCUGGCCGCUAUCAAAUCCUUGAGAACAUCGAUCGAUUCGCUACUGGGUCCCUUCGAACCAUUGGGUUUGUAUAUAAGGACUACAUGACCUGGCCUCCCGCAGGGGCGGCGAGGAUGGAAGAUGAUCCAUGUUUGGCCGUUUUUGACGAUGCCUUCCGAGAUAUGACAUGGUUUGGGGUGUUUGGUAUUCAGGAUCCCCUCCGGCCUGAGGUUCCUCCAGCGAUUCGCAGAUGUCAUUCUGCAGGAGUUCAGGUUAAGAUGGUGACUGGGGAUAAUGUCGCAACUGCUGUCGCGAUUGCAUCAUCGUGCGGUAUCAAAACGGAUGGCCUAGUUAUGGAGGGCCAUCAAUUCCGACAUCUAUCAGUUGAAAAACUAGAUCGGGUGAUUCCACGCCUACAGGUCUUAGCCCGUUCAUCGCCAGAAGACAAGCGUCUCUUGGUAGAACGUCUUAAAAGCCUUGGGGAAACAGUCGCUGUAACGGGCGAUGGCACAAAUGACGGGCCUGCAUUGCGAACCGCGGACGUCGGAUUUUCUAUGGGCAUUGCCGGUACCGAGGUAGCUAAAGAAGCUAGCUCAAUUAUCCUCCUCGAUGAUAAUUUUCGAUCCAUUGUUACGGCUAUCGCCUGGGGACGGACGGUGAACGACGCCGUCGCUAAGUUCCUUCAAUUCCAAAUCACCGUUAACAUCACGGCCGUCAUUCUGACAUUUGUGUCGUCUAUCUAUAGUGAUUCGAACAACCCCGUGCUGAAUGCCGUGCAGUUGCUCUGGGUUAAUCUCAUAAUGGAUACCUUUGCUGCAUUAGCCUUAGCCACCGACGGCCCAACGCCUGCAAUUCUUGAUCGAAAACCUGUGCCAAAAAGUGCCCCACUCUUCACGAUGAAUAUGUGGAAGAUGAUCCUCGGGCAAACAGUCUAUAAACUCGCCGUGAUUUUUAUGCUAUACUUCUCUGGGGACCAACUUUUGAGCCCACAACUUGAGCGCAACAACCUAGAGCUUCGGCACAAACAACUUUCGACCGUUGUUUUCAACACAUUUGUUUGGAUGCAAAUUUUUAAUGAAUUAAACUGCCGCCGCCUCGACAAUAAAUUCAAUGUCUUCGAGGGUAUGUUCAAGAAUUAUUGGUUCCUAGCUAUCAAUAUCGUCAUCGUUGGUGGACAAAUUAUGAUUGUUUUUAUUGGCGGUCAGGCGUUUCGCGUUACUCGUCUCAAUGGGGUUCUAUGGGCUGUCUGUCUCAUUUGUGCCGUGGGCUGCAUGCCGUGGGCUAUGGUUCUUCGCCUGAUCCCCGACGACCAUUUUGCUCUCGUUUUCAAUGCUGUCACCAACAGUUUUGCUUUCCUCUUGCGGCCAUUUGUCAAAAUCUUCCAAGUCUUUAGUAGAGGCUUCAAAGCUUGCUCCCAGCCUCUUACCUGCUUUACUCGCUGGGUUUUUUCUCGACAACCCGCAAAGCAUGGUGACGAUCAACGUGCUCGGGAGUCAACAACUCCUCAGCCUCAAGAAAAGGAACUGUCCCGUUCGAUGCAGCACAGGGAACAGGAUACCCCUACUCACCCUCAAGCGCCACCACAAAUAUCGGUACCCUCGAUUACAAUAACGACUUGCCCUUAA
This is a messenger RNA of Penicillium brevicompactum, 3645 nucleotides long. RefSeq lists its product as uncharacterized. The coding region runs from base 1 to 3645 and encodes 1214 amino acids. Gene Ontology annotation, cellular component: membrane; intracellular membrane-bounded organelle. The record is from RefSeq and is a predicted model, not a curated record. Gene Ontology annotation, molecular function: P-type calcium transporter activity; ATP hydrolysis activity; ATP binding. The transcript has 5 exons. Lineage: Eukaryota; Fungi; Ascomycota; Eurotiomycetes; Eurotiales; Aspergillaceae. Gene Ontology annotation, biological process: intracellular calcium ion homeostasis; calcium ion transmembrane transport.